Molecule: messenger RNA, 534 nt
Organism: Penaeus indicus
Lineage: Eukaryota; Metazoa; Arthropoda; Malacostraca; Decapoda; Penaeidae
Exons: 4
Coding region: 1-534 (177 amino acids)
Source: RefSeq, a predicted model, not a curated record
AUGCCGCCGCCUUCCGCUGCCUCCGGCACCGCCCGGCCCGUCCCCUCAGCCGCCUCCUCAGACAGCCGCCGCGACGCCGGACCGGGGAAGCCCGCUGCCGCCUCCGCCUCACUCCUCAGCAGCCGCAGCCGGGUCCCCUCCCGCGGCUCCGGCAGCAGACGCCUCGUCCCGCCGUGCCCCGCCACGCAAUCCCGGAAUCCGCCCGAAGAAAGCCCGACUACUCCGCCGCCGCCUCCGCCGCCCUUUUCCCAGCCCGUCUUGCUCCGCACCGCCGCCGCCUUCAGACCUUGCCCCGCCCUCUGCAUCACGCCCCGCCGCAGCCGCCGCCGCCUGACAUCCUUGCCUGCUCCCGCACUCCUCCGGGCCUCGUUCCUCGCCGCACCGGUACCAACUGAAUUAAUAGCCUUGAUUAACAGGCCAGGAAGUAUCAAAGGCGGCCUGUCUGAUGUGUUUUCCAAGCGCGAAGGAAAACCCGGUGCUUGCUUGGAGAAAUGGGAAGGCAUAAGGGAGCACGGGACUGAAAGCAAAGCCUGA